Messenger RNA from Drosophila simulans, 7975 nucleotides. RefSeq names its product protein alan shepard (gene shep). The record is from RefSeq and is a predicted model, not a curated record. The transcript is spliced from 12 exons. Gene Ontology annotation, molecular function: poly(U) RNA binding; poly(A) binding; mRNA 3'-UTR binding. Gene Ontology annotation, cellular component: cytosol; ribonucleoprotein complex; nucleus. NCBI's taxonomy places the organism in Eukaryota, Metazoa, Arthropoda, Insecta, Diptera, Drosophilidae. Bases 413 to 2242 code for a protein of 609 amino acids.
CCGGCAGAAAAGGAAGAAGAAGAAGCUCAUACCAUUGCCGAUUGCUGUCGCGUUGCGCUUUCUUCGUUUUUUUCGGCUGCGCAAACUUAUAUUUUGUCGUUGUAAUAUUUUGCAUAAAUAUAUAAAUUAAAGCGCGUGACGGAACAACAAACAAAUAACGAAGUAAAAGGGCGAAAAAUCGAAACGAAAACGAAUCGAAUUACUUUCAAGUGCAAAAAGUGUGCGUGGGCGUGCGAUUGUGUGUGUGUGUUGUGUUUGUGCGACUGUGUGUGCGUGUGUUUGUGUGCAUAAAAAAACAGAACGUGCAACAAGAAGCAAGAAGAAGAGCAAUCAGCAGCUGACAAACCAGCAAUAAAACGAAAUUUCAAUAAUCGCAAGUCAAUUCAAGUGUGCUAUUAAGAAACUAGGAACAAUGCACCCACGAUACAGCCCAGCCCCGCCCCCUCAGCAACAGCAACAGAUGGGCGGACCGCCACACCAGCAGCAGGGCGGCGGGGGAGGUGGAGGCGGUAACAUGAGGGGGCCAUCGAACGCCCAGCAAUUGCCGCCGCAAAUUCCGAGAUCCCAGAACUAUUCAAACGGGAGCUCGUCUAGCGCCGCCGCCGCACCUCUAACAUCGCGCAGCGCCUUCCCCGGCGCCCCGCUCACCGCCUCAGCCGUCGCACUCAAGGGCGCCCUCCCACAGCGGCCACCGGCCAUGACAAGUCCCGCAGCCGCUGCCGCUGGCGCCGCCCUGGCCGCCGGUGCUCCUUAUCGCGGUGCCGCCAGCUGGACCCCGCAGGGUUAUGCCCCGGCCGCUGCCGCAGCCGCCGCUGCUGUCGCCCAGCAGGCAGCCUACCGCUAUACGGCGCCGCUGCCGCAGCCGGCGUAUGCCGCCUAUACGCCGCACACGGCCACCACACCGGCCACAACCACGGUAAGUUUUCUAAGCCAACCUGUGGACUAUUAUUGGUACGGUCAGCGAGUGCCGACGGCAGCCUCACCGAGCAACACCAACUCGAGCAGCUCCUCGAACACGGGCUCCCAGAGCGGCACCCUAAGCACCAGCCUGAGCAACACGACGAACACCAACACGAACAUGGGUCCCAACGGCACGGUACAGAAUCAAAACCAACAGGGCGGCGAGCAGUUGUCCAAGACAAAUCUCUACAUUCGCGGUCUGCAGCAGGGCACAACCGACAAGGAUCUAGUUAAUAUGUGUGCACAAUACGGAACAAUUAUAUCAACCAAGGCUAUUUUAGAUAAAACAACAAACAAAUGUAAAGGUUACGGCUUCGUCGACUUCGAGCAGCCAGCCUUCGCCGAGUGCGCCGUAAAAGGAUUGCAGGGGAAGGGCGUGCAAGCUCAGAUGGCCAAAGUGGGUAUCUGGGUGCUUCAUAGGCCGGCCAUUCAACAGGAACAGGAUCCCACAAAUUUGUAUAUUGCAAAUUUGCCGCCCCACUUCAAAGAAACUGAUCUGGAGGCAAUGCUAUCGAAAUACGGACAAGUUGUUUCGACCAGAAUAUUGCGUGAUCAGCAGAUGAACUCCAAGGGCGUUGGCUUUGCCCGCAUGGAGAGUCGCGAGAAGUGCGAGCAAAUUAUUCAAAUGUUCAAUGGUAACACAAUACCGGGUGCCAAAGAUCCCCUGCUGGUUAAGUUUGCCGAUGGCGGACCGAAAAAGAAGAAUCUCUUCAAGACGCCCGAUCCGAAUGCGCGUGCGUGGCGCGACGUCUCCGCGGAGGGGAUUCCCGUGGCCUACGACCCCACAAUGCAGCAGAAUGGAGUCAGCGUGAACGUGGGCACACCCAUCGGAGUGCCCUACUCCCGCUUCAGCGCCCCCCAGGUGGGUGGCUAUCCAGUGGCCGGCUCCCAGUGGAUACCGGGUUACAUGAUGACAACUCAGGUAGAUGAUCAGACUUCGUAUUCUCCACAGUACAUGCAGAUGGCAGCUGCCCCUCAGCUGGGAGUGACCUCAUACAAACCGGAGGCGGUUAACCAGGUGCAGCCCCGUGGCAUCUCGAUGAUGGUUAGCGGCGAUACGGGCGUGCCAUACGGAACAAUGAUGCCUCAGUUGGCCACCCUGCAGAUUGGCAACUCUAACUUUUCUCCAUCGUUACAGUAUAUUAGUCCAACUUAUCCAUAUUAUGCACCACCACCAACUAUUAUACCAACAAUGCCAAUGACAGAUUCCGAACAGGCUAGCACAGCUGCAUCACCCGACGAGGCAUACACACAGUAUCCACAUCAAGCCGCUCCCAAAUAGGUCUUCGCGAGCUAUAAUAUAUUAGUACCCCAUUUGAGUACUAUAUAAAUUGGACGAGAGUGAGAGAAAGCCGGAAGCGGAGAAGCGGAAAAGCUAAGGAGGGAGGAGAAUCAACAUCAAAAGCAGAAGAUCGGAUAGAGGAGUCUACAACAACCACCACAUGAACAACAACUAGAAGAGGAAACUGCUGAAGCAACAACAUCGGCAAAAGAAACAAAAACACAGCAUGCAGAAUCUAGAGAAAAGCCAUCCCGAAAAGCCGGGAAAAUCCGGGAAAAACAGCGGAGGCAGAAAAAUAAUGUAUAAAUAAGGCGGUGAAUGCGAAAAGAAAAGCCGGUCUCCGAAGAGACGAGCGCAUAGGACGCGAGAAAAAAGUGAAGAAAAGCAAAGACUUAACUUAAAUAAUAGAGAAUAGUUAUACACUAAAUAAACAACCAGAGAUGCAAAAGCAGUGCGGCAACCAUUGCCAAAAGAAACAGCGGCAAACGAGAGAAGAGCAGUCGAAAAUAUUUACAAAAAAAGAACUGCAGGAUGCGAAGAGAAAGGAAAGUCAAAGAAAAUUCACUUGGGGGUCGUAAGAACUUGAGGAAAUCUGCUGAGAAAAAAAAACUAUCGCAGAUUAGAGUUAAGUUAAUUUUGUUAAGCGCAAAGUAAAAAACCACUGCAUGCGGGAAACCGAUGGAAAGAGCGAUGUAAAAAUAGAAGGGAAAAUACAAAGAAACUAUUUUGCUAAUUUUGAGCUAGCAAAACCUAAGCAGACAGAAAUUUGUGAAAUGAAAGAUGGAAAAAACCGAAACAGAAACAAAAAUAAAUGUGUGUGCAAUGUAUGUUAAAAACUCGUAAGGAAAAACAGAGCAAAUAAAAACGAAACAAAAUCCAUUUCGAUGACGAUAUAUAAACAAAGCAUAAAUCUUAAGUCAAACUGCAGCGGCAACAAAGAAACCCCCAGAAGAACGAAGAAAGCGCAACGAUGCGCAGAAGAAAGCAAAACUUUUUUACCUUAGAGGCAACGUUUUCUUUGUUGUGGCCUGCUAAAGAAGAUUUUUACGAUGAAACUCAGACUCUACCUAUGUUUUGUUCUGUUUGUCUAAUUUGUAAUAUUUAUUUUGUAUUUUUGUUGAAUCGUGUUGAACAGCACAAAGAACGGAAGCAGAGGAAAGCGUAGAUAGCCACAAAAAGAAAGGAGAUCUUUGGUUUGUUUCUCCAUUUGUUGGUUUCUUGAACCAAACAUGCAAAUUGUAUAAAGCAAAGAUCCGAAGAAAAGAAAAAACAAAAAACAAACCCUAAAAAGAAAUGUCUAUUCCCCCUCCCCCUCUCUCCAUUUGACGUUCGUUUUGUGCUAUCCAAGCAGUCAGAGAAAGAAGUAAAAAAAAUUCAAACGAAAAAAAUGAGAAGAAAAAGCCUUUGAAACGGGCAAGAACCUAGUAUUAAGUCUUAGCAAAACAAAAGUAAGAAAAUUGCAGUAAGCAAAAACAGAUUUAGUAGUUCUAGAGAUCUAAAAGAAAGCAGAAGACGGGAGAAUAAGCAUAAGCUUACAAAGACCGAGAAGAAAUGGGGAAUCUUGUACUAGUUUUUAGCAUAUUUUUUGUGCUCAUCAGUCGAUUUAAUGAAUGAAUUUUUUGUAGCUGUCUACAGUUUUUUACGUUAACUGUUUUUUAGACAUAUUAAUGAGGAAAGUAAAAACCAACAAAAACAACCUAGAUAUAGUAUAUUUUUUCUGCAUAUGACAAGUUGUUGAGGCAGGAGAAGAACGAUGUUUGAUUAGCAUGGAAACCAAGAGGCAAACACUUUUUAAAAGGGAAUAGCGAAGCAAACCGAGACAACACACAAAAGUAGCGAAACACAGAAAACAGAAAAUAAAAUUUGAAACUGUAGAAUUGUAGUUUAGCUUUGUGAAGGCUGGCGAAGAAUGUACGAUUUUUUGAAGGAUCAGCUAGGAUCGAAAAGAACAACAACAACAACAGCAGCAGCAACAACAACUGGCACAGGCAGUAGCAGAAAUGUAUAACAGAAACCAAGAAAAUUAAUGUUAAAUUAAACAAAAAAAACAAAAUGAUGAAGUAAGAUAGAAGAAACUACGUUUAGUAAACUUAGUUAAUAAGCAAAGAUUUCUUUAGUCUUGUAAGCGUCUCUUAAGUAGAGUUGAACAUGAAGUUGAGUACGGAGUUUAGAAUUGAAAUUGAACCUUUGUCAAAGCCUAGCAUAUUUAUUUUUCCGAGACACACACACACACACACACUGACACACAAACACAGCAAGACACCAACACCGACGCACCUAUCAAGCCUAAGCAUUGUAUUUGUGAUUUUUUCGAAUGUUAAUUGAUUAACGAAACACGAUGAGCAAAAUAAGCGAAACAAGGGAAACAUCAAGUGGGCGAUGUGGGUGGGAGAAAGUGUGGCGAAGUGAGAAGUUUUUGAGAAUCUCCGUUUGAGCAAGGACACCCUCUCACCACAAACAACAUUCCUGAGCAAAGUCUUUGAUUUGAUUUUGAUAUAUAAAAAUUUGUAUGUGUUGAUACGAUUUGAUUUUCGAGUUUAGAGCUGUCGAGUCGCCUAACUGAACUAUCUACAUAUAUAUACAUUAUAUAUAUAUACAUAUAUAUAAAAACGUAAGAAACACAACGCCAAAAGUCUUCCUAAGCCUAAAACCAAAACAACAACAUAAUGCAAAUGUUUUUUUUUUUCUUAUUACGAUUAUUUGCUUUAGACUGACUACGAACUGAAACUGUAACAAUAACAACAAAUGCAGGAUUGUAAACCCAAAAACAAAAAGAAAAGAAAAUGUAACACAUACACCUAGAAUCACCUCCUGAAGUUAAUGCAGGCAUCGAAAAAGAUAUCUAUUUUCCAAGACAUUCCAAAAGCGAAAUUGUUUAAAGAGAAAUUCGUGCGAGAUGCCUGCAUUUGUUGUCCUAUUAAAGAAGAAUCACAAAUACAAGUACCACUCAUUGGGAGGAUAUUUUUGAAAGAUUUUCAAUCCUGUUUUCCUCGAAACAACUACAAACACGCCCACGCACACGCAUACACCUCCACCCUCCCAAAAAAAAACUCACACAAAGUGCAAUUUUCUUUCUGUAGUUUUCUUUGAUUUUAAUUUGUUAGCAGGAAAAGCAACUUAAGCAAAUUGAGAAAGCAUUAAGGUCUAAGUUAUUUAUAAAUCGACGAAGGAAACGAGAUGAGCUGGGGGCGUGUCUUGUCGCCCCCUCCCUAGGAAAGUGAAAAUGAAAUUUAUGUUUUAGUGAACGGUAAUGAAAUCGAGUCGAAGAAGCAGGAGAAGAAACCUAGUAUCUAAGAUCAAAGCCUAGUGCGUAAGUUUAGAAAAUCUAAGUACAGUGUUGACAAGCAAAGAAGAAAGCAGAUGCGGAAACGAGUAGCGUAGAUCGAGAAAAGAAAUGUAGCAAGAAAGACGGAGUCGAGUAGGACAUAUGAUUUCUAGUUGGUAGCGAAAGGAGAAAGAUUAGUUGGUUAGUUGGAGUGCAACACACGUAGACAGUUGUAGUUUUUGUGUAGUUAGAGCGACAGUGUUGAAGAAUGCCGCGUCGCACAGUUUGAGGUUAGGUUUAAUUUCUGAAAAUAAGCGUACGGAUGAGACGAGACGAUAAAAGCAAGGACGUUGGCGAGGAUAAACAAUAAAAAUCAACCGACGAGAAGUGUUCUAAUCUAAAGCUAUACUGACUUUUUGUGUGUGUAUUUAAAUCUACUUUGACAAGAAACCAAACUGGGAACUCGUUUGUUUUGCGUCUGUAUUUUGUUUUAUUUUAACGCGUUUUACUUUAGUUUUUUAACUAAUUUUAAGUAGUUAAUUUAUUAUUUGUCUUAAAAUCGUCGAGACCCCAAACAAGAUUCAAGAUUGCUUGGGUAUCUCGCCCCUGAUUGAAAGCCUCUCGCAAGAGAAGUGAAUCGAUUAAAUUUGAUGCAAGUGUUGAAGUAAUUUUUAAAAUUCAAACAAAAAAAUGUCUAGUGCGUAAAAUUGAAAACUAAAAACAACAAAAAUUUCAAUAAAAACUAAAAAAAAAAUAAAUCAAUUUGUUUUUAAGUGCGUUUUUCAUCGUUUAGUUUUCAUUCAAUGUGAUUUCUUAGUAGUAAAAUGUUUGCUAUAUGAAUUACCAGUACGCUUUUUCACCCCACACCAAAUAGUUUCCAAUAACGAAUUCCUAAAUUAAUUCCUAAUUGAUCCCCACUUUAUUAAAUUAGAUUGUGUUCUGAACAGGAGGCAAACUUAGUCGUCUUAGUCGUUGUUUAGGGGCGGGCAGAGCAGAGCGUGAGUGUCGAGCUGGAGAAAUAAAUAAACAUUUUUUAAUUAAGCCAAUUUAAGGAAAUGAUGAAUAUAUAUUUUUUUGAAACUUUUUUGACGAAACCAUGAAUGUAAACAAAACAAACAAAAAACCAAAAACAAAAUGAAAAACACAUAGAGGCGAGUGGGAGCGCAGAGCCAGAGGAAUGAACGCUAGCAAAUCGAUGGGAAUAUGGAAUAUGGGGCAUGGUGGUAUGAAAACAAGCUCAUUAUAUUUAAAAAAUAAAUAAGACAGUUAUGGAAUGGAAUGGAAAAUGGAAAAUAAAUGGAGGGAAUGCAGUAGGAGAGUAAGGGGAAAUGAAGAGAACACGACGACAAAUGCGUAAACUAACUUUAAGUAAGCGUAAAAUGCAAGCAGCUAAUUAAACUUAGAAACAGAAAUACUUAAAUGAGAGUAAUGUACAUUUCGCUUGUUGCUAUUUUUAAGUUUUAAAUCAAAGUCUUUUAAAGAACUUUAUUCAUUUUCUUAUUAACAAUGAUAAAAAAAAAAAAACCCAAAAACCACAAAAAAAUUAAGCAAAGCAAAUGCGCAAACUGGUAAAAUUAAAUCAGACGAAAAACCAAACUAAAUCUCUCUUUGUAAUCCUCCAGAAAAAAAUGAAAGAAUACUGAAGAAAAGAUCGAUCGAAAGCAUGAGGAAUCCUUUUCAACUCUCUGUGUAUUUUUUAAAGUAUUAUUUUUUGCAUCAAUGUGACGCUUUUAAGCAUUUUUAUAUGGCGAAAGAAUUGUAUUCAAAUCUCUAGUAAAAGCUAAAAAGAAGAACACGAAAAACCAAAACUCGAAAACCAAAAAAAUGACAAGAAAAGUGUGAAAAAGCGCAAUCUUUGCUACAACUUUCAAAUUUAUACGCGUACUUUUUGUGCCCUCAACUCUAAUGCAAAAGAUCAUUCAUGAAGGAUAACUGAAUUGGAGAUCGAGAGAUAAAAGUUUAAAAACCCCCAAAAUAAAAAGGAUGAAAAAGUUUGAAAAUGAGAAAUUAGUUUAAGCAAAACAUUUUGCAGCUUUUGUGCUUAUUUCGCUUAAGACUAGUUGAACAACAAAAAACACAGAAAGUAAAUGACGAAAAAAAAUUAAAUCUAAUUGUAAGUAAAAAAGAAAUGAGAAUAGAUCAGUAUAGAACCGAACCGGAAGCGGAAGCGGAAGAAUCAAGCUAAGCGAGGGCAGGCUGAGAAAUUCCUGCCCCGACUUGAAAGCUACAGAAAGCAUUAAAACCGAACAUAGCAAAAGAUUUAACUGUGGACGUUGAGUUGAAGCGUUGAAGAACACACAAAAUGAAAAACAUGAGGAAAACGUAACGUCUCUUUGGUAAGAAAAAGGAAAACCUAAAGAGCAAAUGCUGUCAUCCAAAAACCAAAAAAAAACACAAAAAAAUGAAACUGAACUUUUUCUGAAUCAAUAAAAGACAAAUUGAUUUUCUGUAAGAAAACAAAAACUAAA